AAGUUAUAAAAGAACAUUCAUUCUGCCCUACCUUUGGUUUUUUAAAAUAGGAUGUGGAUGACGGUGACCGUUGGUAGGUUAUUCAGCAUCUUACUCGUUCGAGUUUUCCUUCCCACCCAUACAAUAACCAGAAUCAGAAGCAGUGGUGCUGGUUGUGUAUAUAUAAAAAUUGGAGUAGAGAGCCGAUAAAAUGGCUACUCCAUUGUUUAGAACCCUUCAAUCCAGUCCAUUUUCGCUUUGCCGAAUGGCAUUGAUUGGUAGAAAUGCCCGUGUUUCGUAUUGUACAAUGAAGAGCUCGCAAAGCCAGACAGCCACUCAAGAAAAGCGACAGCCUUCACCAAUCAAAGUUUCUCCACAGACCCAGAAUAAAACACUGGAUAAGAUCAUGACUGACUACGAAGCAAUAAUCGGCAUAGAAACCCAUGUCCAGCUCUCUACGGUCACCAAGGCCUUUUGUGGCUGCCCUUACAAUUACGGGUCUCAACCAAAUACCAGUAUUUGCCCCAUUUGCAUGGGAUUGCCCGGUGCCCUGCCAGUUUUGAACUCAAAAGUUAUUGAGCAUGCUGUGAAAUUGGGCCUUGCACUCAAUUGCAAACUCUCCUUGAACUCAAAGUUUGAUAGGAAGCAGUACUUUUACCCAGAUCUCCCAAAGGGUUAUCAAAUAUCUCAGUUUGAUAUCCCAAUUGCAGCUGGUGGUCACAUUGAUAUAGAUCUUCCAGUUGAGUUUGGUGGCGGCCACAGGAGAUUUGGCAUCACCAGGGUUCACAUGGAGGAAGAUGCAGGGAAGCUACUUCAUUCAGGAGACGAGGAUUACUCCCAGGUUGAUUUGAAUAGAGCAGGGGUUCCCUUGCUUGAAAUUGUUUCCGAACCUGAUAUGAGAAAUGGAUUGGAAGCUACAGAGUAUGCUGCAGAAUUACAGAGGUUGGUUCGGUAUUUGGGGGUGAGUAAUGGCAAUAUGCAAGAAGGCUCCCUUCGCUGUGAUGUAAAUGUUUCUGUACGACCAACUGGGCAAUUAGAGUUUGGUACAAAGGUUGAGAUAAAGAAUUUGAACUCAUUUUCCUCAAUUAACAGAGCCAUUGAUUUUGAGAUAUCAAGACAGACGCUUCUCCAUAGUCAGGGGCAAGGUGAUAAAAUUAUACAAGAAACUCGACUUUGGGAAGAGAGCACUCAGAAAACAAUUACAAUGCGGAAAAAGGAAGGACUUUCUGAUUAUCGAUACUUCCCGGAACCAGACCUCCCAGAAGUUAUUCUCACUAAAGAUUACAUCGAUAGCAUCAGUAACUCUUUGCCAGAACUGCCAGAAACUAAGCGUCGGAGGUAUGAGAAGAUGGGCCUAAGCAUGCAGGAUGUACUUUUCCUUGCAAAUGACAUAAAUGUUGCAGAAUACUUUGACACAACUGUUUCAAAGGGUGCUGAAGUGAAGCUGGCUGCCAAUUGGAUAAUGGGUGAUAUUGCUGCCUACAUGAAAAAUGAGAAGCUGUCUAUAAAUGAAAUCAAGCUUACUCCCUAUGAAUUAGCUGAACUGAUUGCUUCUAUAAAGGGUGGAACCAUUAGUGGAAAGAUUGGAAAAGAGAUACUGUUUGAGCUGUUAGCCAAAGGUGGAACUGUCAAGGGACUGAUUAAAGAAAAAGAUCUGGUUCAGAUAACAGAUCCUGCCGAGAUUGAAACAAUGGUAGAUAAGGUGAUUUCAGAUAAUCCAAAGCAGCUGGAACAGUAUCGUGGAGGAAAAACUAAGCUACAAGGUUUUUUUGCUGGCCAGGUAAUGAAAAUGUCAAAGGGCAAGGCAAAUCCGGGGCUUCUAAAUAAGAUACUUAUGGAGAAACUGAAUGCAAAAGGCUGAAAAUUCUUUUGGAUAUUUUCUGCACAUGGAUCCCACAUUUCUGCAACUUUUAGGUGCAUGGAUUUUGGCAAAUGAUGAGCUAAAUCUUGGUGAAAGGUUUCAAUUUUGGGGUGGUGUAAGGAUUUAUGUUCGAUGGGGAGUCGGAAAGCUAGAGUUUUUGCGGAGGUCAUCCACCAAAUGUCUUGUAUGGCUAUAGGUAGAAGCAUAUUUAUGUGGGUGACUAGCUUGCAGAAAUCUUGGUUGGCUGAACUCCAUAUAACCAAAAACAUAAACCAUGGAAGAGUGAUCUGGCUUCCAAGACUUGGUGAUCUUCUAUAACGUUCUGUACAUUUUCUUUUGGUAAUACUUCAUUUUUGUUAGUUCAAGUUGGCUUCGAAGACUCAACUCAAGGCACCAUAAGUUUCACGAAGAUGACUAUACCUGUGCACCCGGCUGGUCUUUAAAUUUUGCACUUCGUAACAGUACUUGCUAUUUUUAAGUUUGGUCUGCCUUCUUCCUUUUGAUGAUAAUAAUGUUACAGAAGUUUUUCACGAUUA
Messenger RNA from Carica papaya (papaya), 2376 nucleotides. The record is from RefSeq and is a predicted model, not a curated record. Lineage: Eukaryota; Viridiplantae; Streptophyta; Magnoliopsida; Brassicales; Caricaceae.